AUGCUUGCUAGAACAGUAUAUAGAUCGGGCAUGAGACCAUUGGGCCUAGGCCCAAGCGUUGGGCUGCGCUUCGCGCAGCUAAGACUGCAAUCUUCCACCAGUAGUAGUUCCACGAUCAGCCAUAUCUCCAAUCUGCAGGAGUUUGAAACGGCUAUGAAACAGCAGAAUAUCUCGGUAGUGGACUUCUUCGCAACAUGGUGCGGGCCCUGUAAGAUGGUGGCCCCUCACUUGCAGAAGCUCAGCGAGAAGUACCCGGACGUGAAGUUCUACAAGGUGGAUGUGGAUGAGUCUCCGGACAUUGCCGGAGCUUUGGGAGUUUCUGCGAUGCCUACGUUUAUGCUAUUUAGAGAGGGCAAAGGGUUGGGCAAGAUUGUUGGUGCGGACCCUAGAGGCGUGGAGGAAGCUGUGAAGCACUUUCGCAAGUUGCAUGGGUCGUCGUCGUCGUCGUCAUAA
Kluyveromyces marxianus DMKU3-1042 is the source of this 453-nucleotide messenger RNA. RefSeq names its product Trx3p (gene TRX3). The record is from RefSeq and is a predicted model, not a curated record. Lineage: Eukaryota; Fungi; Ascomycota; Saccharomycetes; Saccharomycetales; Saccharomycetaceae. The transcript has a single exon. The coding region runs from base 1 to 453 and encodes 150 amino acids. Gene Ontology annotation, molecular function: protein-disulfide reductase activity.